Molecule: messenger RNA, 1123 nt
Organism: Durotheca rogersii
Lineage: Eukaryota; Fungi; Ascomycota; Sordariomycetes; Xylariales; Xylariaceae
Exons: 1
Coding region: 329-1123 (264 amino acids)
Source: RefSeq, a predicted model, not a curated record
CUCGCCUCACCCAUACUGCCGAGUGGCUGAAUCACACCCUUUCAGGUGUCUGCGCCGACGAAGGUGUGAUAUGGAGAAAAGAGUCCCCUUUAGAAUCUACCGGGUCCUUUCUAGCCAUCUGGGGCCCCAGAGUAUCAAUAUAUCUUCACCAGGCCUCCCCUUCCCCACUCCGCUCACUCAGUGAUGACGCUUCGAGGAGAACGAGCGCGUCUUGAGGCCUCGCAUAGCAGUUAUAGAAGGCUCGGGUUGGGCUAAGAACUAUCCAUUCGAGCCGGCCGGCACGCGAGGAAAGGCGAUACUCAGUCAACCCGGUCCGGAUAUCCGCAACAUGGCAAAGAGGCGGAAUCACGCAAGCAACCGACCGAAGAAGAAGGCAAACCCGGCACACAGACAGCCGGCCGUCCGCUUCGACGACAACGACGACUACGACUACGAAAACAGCGACGGAGACCACCCCAUGCUGGACGCCGACGGCCCCCCCAACGGCCAGGGCCAGCGGCGGCAGUCCUACGGCGGGAGGGGGGCGAAGAAGAGGGCCUUGGCGCCGCGGCCAGCAACGGAAACCCCCCAGGCGCCGCACGCCGCGGGGCGGCACAGCCGCAGCCGGCGGCGCCGCGGCGGCGGUGAGGGCUGGGACGUGGACGGGGGCGCUUGGGGCGUGGACGCGCGCAGGUGCCGCAGCCACAGCCCGUGCGGGCGGGGGCGAGCGCACGACGACGACGGCGGCGGCGGCCCCUGCGCCGAGUGCCGCUCUGUGCGGCGCGCGAACCUGCGGCUCCGGGACUGGGCGGCGGGCGCGCUGCGGCGCUGCGGCGAGCGCCUCGGCGCCUGGGCCGAGGCCGCCGGCGUCGGCGCCACCGCCCCCGACGAGAUGGACUGGCAGCCCGAGCCCGUCGUGCGCGUCGUGCUCCUGCCGCCGCGGGCGCGCGCCACCGCAGAAGACCCCGCGCCCCGCCCGCCGUCGCCGCCGAGCCCGCGCGUCGCCGCGCUGGUCCCCGGGCCCUGGGCCUGGCCGCCCUACGCCUCGACUCCCUCCGCGCCCACGCCCGCGUCGGGCUUCGCGGCCGCCGCCGGCGCAGGCUCGGCCGGUGUCCCGCCGCUGCCCGUGCCCGUGCCUAUGUAG